This is a messenger RNA of Anarrhichthys ocellatus (wolf-eel), 1729 nucleotides long. It is a transcript of the gene kras, whose product is annotated as v-Ki-ras2 Kirsten rat sarcoma viral oncogene homolog. The transcript is spliced from 5 exons. Gene Ontology annotation, molecular function: GTP binding; GTPase activity. Bases 271 to 837 code for a protein of 188 amino acids. Gene Ontology annotation, biological process: signal transduction. The record is from RefSeq and is a predicted model, not a curated record. Gene Ontology annotation, cellular component: membrane. Lineage: Eukaryota; Metazoa; Chordata; Actinopteri; Perciformes; Anarhichadidae.
AAGUGCGCCCCGGUAUCCGCCCAUAUUCACUAAAGGAGGCCAACCUGAGCAGCAAGGCCGGACGCUGGAUCAAAUGGAAAGUUCAAUCGAUUAAUUUGCCCACUUUUUCGCAUGUUCCCGCUUGCUUCUGAUACGAGGUAGACUGACUUAAAUGCGGGCGUUUCGGUGUGAAGUAGGAAAUGCAGAGAUCGUGUGAAACGAGAGGAUUAUCAGCUUGACUUAUUCGGUCGCUACUUCGGACGCGGAACUCCACUCGCUAAAAGGUGAAUCAUGACAGAAUAUAAGCUGGUAGUGGUGGGAGCUGGUGGUGUUGGCAAGAGCGCACUGACUAUUCAGCUCAUCCAGAAUCACUUUGUGGAUGAAUAUGACCCCACCAUUGAGGACUCGUACAGAAAGCAGGUAGUGAUCGAUGGGGAGACCUGCCUGCUGGACAUCCUGGACACUGCAGGUCAGGAGGAGUACAGCGCCAUGAGGGAUCAGUACAUGAGGACAGGGGAGGGCUUCCUCUGUGUCUUUGCCAUCAACAAUACCAAGUCCUUUGAAGACAUUCACCACUAUAGAGAACAGAUAAAGCGGGUGAAGGACUCUGAGGACGUCCCCAUGGUGUUGGUGGGGAACAAGUGUGACCUCCCGUCCCGGACAGUGGACACCAAGCAGGCUCAGGACUUAGCACGCAGCUACGGCAUUCCCUUUAUCGAGACCUCGGCCAAAACCAGACAGGGCGUUGACGAUGCCUUUUACACAUUAGUGAGAGAAAUCCGGAAGCAUAAGGAGAAGAUGAGCAAGGAGGGCAAAAAGAAGAAAAAGAAGUCCAAGACAAAGUGUACACUUAUGUGAAUAAUCGCCCCCUUUUCAAGACAGACUAAAAUAGAACUAUGUUGAACAGUUAAAGUAAUACAUUUUGUACAUUACACUAAAUUAUUAGCCUCUUUCUCAAUACCCACCAUACUGAAUACUAAACCUGACCCGUUUCUGCCUUUCUUUUAUUAUUUGCUACUUGGACACCAAUAAGCUUUAUCUUCAGUUUAGUGCCAGUUGCCCACAUGUGUUGGUCCAACAUUUUGAUUUUAUAGGAUGAUUUGGAUAAUUUUUUAUAUACCUAUAGAGCUGUAAGCUAAUUGCAUCAAGACUCAUGUUUGACAAAUUAUUCAUUACUAAGUUUUGUUUUUCCCCCUAACUUAAAAGGCCCAUGACCUGUAGAGGUUCUGUAAAGCCCUCUUAAGUUUGGGAUGCCAAAGAAUGAUUAUUUUUUUAUCCCGAUUCUCGUCGACAAACCAGCUCUGAGGACCAACAUUCAGCCAGAUGAGCACCAAAUGUCCCAGCCACUGUGUACUUGCCUCCUCUAGGUAUGACUUAGUUAUUUCACUGAUUAUAAGUAUGCAUGCAAACUCCUCUCCUAAUAUUUUAACACCCUAAUUAGCUAUUAAUUCAUUUGCAAUUUGUCAAUGCUUUGUACUGUGGGGAGUGAUUUCUUGCCUUCAUGAAAUGUUUUCUUUUCUUUUUGCAUGCAGUGUGUCCGAGAUGACACGCGUAUUGCAAACGUCCUCUGUUGAAUGCAUUUAAUAGAGCCAGCAAUGAGGAACUUUAACGUAAGUGGAUAUCAUACGGUCUUGUUUUUUUUUUUUUUUUUUUAUAUUAAAUAAUCAUUGCUUGCUUUUGUGAGUAAGAAAUCAGCCAUUUUAGCUCGAUUAAUGACAAAUUCAAAGUUACAGAUUUCUGGAUGAUAGAA